UCACAUUUAAACCCAGCCUACAGCUGCAGGUUCUGAGAACCGGAAGAGACUGGGAAAUGCAGUUUGACAGCCACAAUCAAAAGUUUUUGCAAAAUGUAAUUCAUGUAAUUCAGACUGAACUCUGCUCAGAAACAGUGUGCUGAUGCUGAGAAUUUAACUAGCCUGGAUUCUGAAAAUGCCUUGCGUCUAUUUGUCUCUUAAUUUGGUAAAUGGCCUUUUAGAACUGAGUAAUACGUAUUCGCAAGCCAAAUGAAUGAGAGGGAGAAAAGUUCAAGGAUCAAACUGAUUCCAGAUUAUGGAAAUAGUUCUGUUCAGUGACUUUUUAAAAAAAAAUCACACAGUGAUGUAUGAAGUUCAAUCUCUUCUGUCUAUUUAAAACAAGCAUACAGCAAGAAAACUCAACUCAAGCAGCUUUAUGUGAGGAUUUUUGAACAAGAACAUUAUCUUCCAGUAGAACUGAAUUCAGACAAUGGCUUCUGAAGAGUGUUUUCUUCUAGACUUGGAAGUGGAUAACUUUAUUCUUUGCAACAUCUCCAUCAAUCAAAGUGCAAAUCUUUCCAUCCUGAGUGAUGAUUGGUUCUACCCAGGUUUCCUGUAUGCUAUUCCAACUAUUUAUGGAAUCAUCAUUUUGAUAGGACUUAUUGGCAAUAUCACUUUGAUUAAGAUAUUUUGUACUGUGAAGUCCAUGAGAAAUGUUCCUAAUUUGUUCAUCUCCAGUCUGGCUUUAGGAGAUCUACUCCUCUUAGUGACCUGUGUCCCUGUGGAUGCCAGCAGGUACCUAGCUGAUGAAUGGCUCUUUGGUCGGGUUGGAUGUAAACUUAUCCCCUUUAUACAACUCACUUCAGUGGGGGUGUCAGUCUUCACACUUACAGCUCUCUCAGCAGACAGGUAUAAAGCGAUAGUGAGACCGAUGGAUAUCCAAGCCUCCCACGCGCUGAUGAAGAUUUGUUUGAAAGCUGCUAUGAUCUGGAUUUUAUCCAUGCUGUUGGCCAUUCCUGAAGCAGUGUUUUCUGACUUGCACCCUUUCUAUGACAGAGACACUAACAAAACAUUCAUCAGCUGUGCUCCCUACCCACAUUCUGAUGGGCUACAUCCAAAAAUUCAUUCAAUGGCAUCAUUUCUGAUCUUUUACAUCAUUCCUCUAUCCAUCAUUUCAGUGUAUUACUAUUUCAUUGCUAAAAAUUUGAUCCGGAGUGCUUACAAUAUACCUGUGGAAGGAAACAUACAUGUUAGGAAACAGAUUGAUUCACGUAAGCGUCUGGCCAAGACAGUGUUGGUGUUUGUGUGCCUCUUUGCUUUUUGCUGGCUUCCUAAUCACAUCAUCUAUUUAUACCGGUCCUACCAUUAUUCAGAGGUAGACACCUCAGUGCUGCACUUCAUCACCAGCAUCUGUGCUCGAAUCCUGGCCUUUGCUAACUCUUGCGUGAACCCUUUCGCGCUCUACUUGCUCAGCAAAAGUUUUAGGAAACAGUUCAACAACCAGCUGUUGUGCUGCAGAACCCGUCUCCUCAUCAGGUCCCAAAGCAUGGGCAGAAGCACCACUCGAAUGACCUCCCUCAAGAGCACCAACCAUUCAGUGGCCAUGUUCAGCCUCAUCAACGGCAACCACAUCUGUAAUGAAGGCUGUGUAUAGGGUACAUGGCAGGGAACAGCUUUGGAAACUGUUGUGCGGUGUAGUUAGCAUGGCUGCCUGCUCUGCUUUGCGGGGAUAGUGCGUCGCAUACAUGCAUAGAGAAAUCAACUGCAUACAAGAACUUCCAGGUACUUUAGGGCCUGACACCGUCAUAGUGAACAUCUCGUGUGAUGUGCUGAACGCCUUCAGUGCCCACCAAUUUAACAAGAGUUGAGUGCACUCAGCCCCUAUAAGAUCAGGCCUUCACUGGCUUGGAGUCAAAUCCUGAGAUCCAUAGUUUUGCCUCAGUUCUGACUCAGGCAGACUCCAACCACGGUCACAUAAAAAAACUGUGUAAGGGACUCAAGAUUUGUCCCUUUGUUUGCGGAAACAGCUUCAUGGAGUUUUUUUUCUCUGUCUUGUUUUUUGGCUGAAGUAAAUUCAUCUAAAUGAGAGCAACCCUUUUAAAAAAAGUGAAGUGUAGAUCAUUCCCUAGAGCUGUCAAAUAUUUAUAAAUGUUUGAAUACAGUAUUCAUAGUGUAAAAAGAUUUUCACAGUGUUUACUGGGGUGUGUUGGCCCCAUCUGAAAUGCGUAGUAUCUUGUACACUUUCAAUGUACCAUUUGAAUAAAUGUGAGUUAGAAGAUGUUUACAGUUUGAGUGUGUGCGUUUUUCCAUAUUGCAGAGGAAAAAGCACAGCACUUUGAGAGUCACUGACAAUUCUGCUCUUCUCUUCAGGGGGCAAAAUAAUGGGGGUUACAUUAUUAAACGUGUAAUACAGAAUUUGAGUUGCGUUUGAUUAAGGAUGAACAACAAAUGUCAAAUGAAGCACAGAAGUUCUUCAUGGGGAUGUUUUCUAAUAUGGGGAUGUACAGUGAAUGUCAUUACAAACUCAGGGCCUGGUCUCAAACCCAUUACAGUAGAUUUAUACCUGUAUUUCCACUGAAAUCAUAAAACUGGUGGAGAAUCAGGCCUUCACUAUUUUCCACUGCCAAGUGGUUGGGGCACCAUGGCAUCCAUUAUUCUCAGAAUAGGAAGAUAAUGUGCCACGGACACGGCAGAUUGCAAAUCCUGCGUUAACAUAAGGCAAAAUCCAAUUCCCAUUGAAACAGGUGGGAUGCAGUUAAGCUGUACAGUUACAAGCCUCUUAAAGCAAACUGGUGCAAGUGAGAGCAGAAUUUGACCCUUGGAGCAGUGAAUGCUGAGUUAAUGGUGCAUCUUGUUGGGGAAGGGGGAAGAAUCAAAGACAAAGAGAGAAUGAAACCAGCAAAACAUUGUGGUAAAUUUGGAUUGAAAAUGCAAAACCAUAAUGUAAUGGUUGGGGUAUAAUCAGAGCAAAACCUCCCAGUGCCCAUUGAGUUCAGUAAGAGGUGCGUGCCUGCCUCCAGGGGCAGACAUUGGAUGUUCAGCAGUUCACAAGGGUUGGUUUCCUUCUCUUUCAGUCUACGGGAGUGCAUGUCCCCUAAAUUUUAGUUAGGGGGUUAUAUUAACUCAGCAUUCACAGCCGUAGAAACGACUUUUGUCUCGUUUAGAUGUGAAACCAUAGAUUGUCCUGGGAUCUCAAGGCUAGGGCCCUACCAAAUUCAUGGCCCUGAAAAACACGUCACGGACCAUGAAAUCUGAUCUCCCCUGUGAAACCUUAUACUAUACAGAUUUCAUGGGGGAGACCAGUAUUUCUCAAGCUGGGGGUCCUGACCCAAAAGGA
Messenger RNA from Caretta caretta (loggerhead turtle), 3316 nucleotides. RefSeq names its product gastrin releasing peptide receptor (gene GRPR). Gene Ontology annotation, molecular function: neuropeptide receptor activity. Gene Ontology annotation, biological process: G protein-coupled receptor signaling pathway. The record is from RefSeq and is a predicted model, not a curated record. Lineage: Eukaryota; Metazoa; Chordata; Testudines; Cheloniidae. Gene Ontology annotation, cellular component: plasma membrane.